Messenger RNA from Effrenium voratum, 2814 nucleotides. NCBI's taxonomy places the organism in Eukaryota, Dinophyceae, Suessiales, Symbiodiniaceae. The record is from the annotation of a GenBank genome assembly.
AGCUUUGGCGUAGGGGGUGUGUCAGAGCCAUGUAAGCAUGGAGGGGCAACAGUCGCAACAGAUGAGUGCAGAAGUGCUGCAGCAGCUGUACCAAUCCGACAUGCAGCAGCAGUUGAGCCCUGAGCAGCAGGCACAGCAGGCGCAGCAGAUGCAGCAGAUGCAGAUGCAGUGGCAGCUUUUGCAGCAGAGGAUGCAGGAGAUGCGGGAGGCUGGCGAACAGGAGACCGAGGAUCAAGAAGAGGGGCAGCAAAAUGAGCAGUAUGAAGCCGGACAGUACCAGGACUCUGCGGCAAAUGCUUACCAACAAGACUCAGGCAAUCAAGGGCAAAUGAGCCAACAAGAAAUGGAGAUGCAGUAUCAGAUGCAAAAUGAAGGCCAGGAAGAGUGGCAAGAGUCAGAUCAGUAUGACGAGGACAUGCAGGACCAAAUGCAGCAGCAGAUGCAGCAGCAAAUGCAGAAGCAAAUGCAGCAGCAAAUGCAACAGCGAAUGCAGCAGCAGAUGCAGCAGCAGAUGAUGCAAGAGCAGAUGAUGCAGGAACAAAUGAUGCAGGAGCAACCCCAAUCCCAAUAUCAAGAGCCACCGCGUGCCAACCAGAACCCUCUCACAGGUGCAAACUACACUCCCCGCUUUUAUCACCUCUUGGAGAAGCGUCAGCGGCUGCCUGCCUGGGCAGCCAGACAAGAGUUCCUGAGGCUGAUGCAGGAACACCAGGUUCUCAUGCUGGCGGGUGCGCCGGGUUCCGGCAAGACCACCCAGUUGCCGCAGAUCCUGCUAGAUGCUGGCUACCAUGUGCAGGACGGCCAGGUCAGGGCCAUUUGCUGUGUGCAGCCGAACCCCAUGGCGACCAUCAGCGCCGCCAUGCGCAUCUGCGAGGAGCUAGAAGUGCAGGUGGGCACUUUUGUGGGCCACGUCACCCGGUUCGAGGACCGGACCUCUGGCGACACCCUGCUGCGCUUCCUCACGGAUGAGGCGUUAUUCCGCGAAGCUUUGGAGGACCCACUGCUGGAGAGAUAUAGCGUCAUCAUCUUGGAUGAGGUGCAUCAGCGGAGUAGCGAGACGGACGUGUUGAUGGGCAUCCUGAAGAUGGUGAUGCAGCGGCGCCAAGAGCUCAAGCUGCUGCUGCUGUCCUCGGACUCGGCGGCCGCGAAGGUGCAGCGCUUCUUCGAGGCGCCGCUGCUGAAGGUCCCAACCCGCGCCUUCCCGGUGGCCAUCUUCCACACAGAGGAGCGGGAGGAGCGGGACUACUUGAAGGCGGCGGUGCGUGCCGCGGUUCAGAUCCACCAGUCGGAGCCGGAGGGCGAUGUCUUGUUGUUCCUGCCUCACGAGGAGGAGAUCGACGUGGCGUGCCAGCUGCUGCGGAAGGAGGCGGCGCACAUGCCGCUGGGAGAGCUCCAGGUUCGGGCGCUCUACGUUGGUCUGCCUCUGAUGGACGUGCAGCGGGUCUUUGAGCCCCCUCAGCCCAUCAGGAAUAUGCAACAACAGAUGCAGAAGCAAAGCCGCAAGAUCGUAGUGGCCAGCAGUGUCGCCGAGACAGCAGUGUGCAUCGACGGCAUCACUUAUGUGAUCGAUGCCGGUGUGGAGAAGCAGCGGGUCUACAAUCCCAGGACCCGGAUGGAGGGACAGGUGGUGACACCGAUCUCCAAGAUAUCAGCUGUGCAGCGGAGCAGCCUGGCAGGGCGAAGCCGGCCAGGCAAGUGCUUCAGGCUGUACCCGGAGAAGGCCCAAAGCGAGUGGCCGCCCUGCAUACAGCCGGAGAUCAAGAGAUCAAAUCUCACGACGGUGGUUCUGAUGCUGAAGCGCUUGGGCUUCGACGACGUGGUGCACUUCGACUUCGUGGACCCCCCACCUCCCGAGGCCUUGAUGCGGGCCUUGCAGGCGCUGAACCACCUGGGCUGUGUGGAUGACAACGGCAACAUCACAGAGGUUGGCCACCAAGCGUGCCGCUUGCCGCUGGACCCACAGAUAGCCAAGAUGCUGAUAGAAGCCCCGCGGCACAGAUGUAGCAACGAAGCAUUGUCCAUAGCCGCAAUGCUGUGUUCUCUGCCGGUCUGGCUCAGACCAAACGAUGCAUUCAGGGCAGCCAACGAGGCAAAGGCGCGCUUUGCUCAUAUGGAUGGCGAUCACCUGACUUUGCUGAACGUUUUUCAUGCUUACAAGCAACAAAUCCAGGAUGGUCACGACCCAAGCAGGUUUUGUGCGGAGAACUUCAUCUCUAUCAGAGCCAUGCGGAACGCAGAAAUUGCACGUGACCACCUGAAGAAGAUCAUGGAGAGCAUCGGGCUGCAGAUGGUUAGCACUGAUUUCCAGGACAAGGAGUACUACCCCAACAUUCGCAGAUGUUUAGUCUCUGGCUUUUUCAUGCAAGUUGCAUGCUUGGAGAGUGAGAAGCGCGGAGCUUAUAGCAUGCUGCGUGAGGGGCAGGAAGUUGUCCUUCAUCCAUCUACUUCUUUGGGUCACCGGCCGGAAUGGCUGGUUUUCCAUGAGCUGUCACUUUCCUCCAAAGUCUUCAUCAAGACAGGAACCCAGAUCAAGCCAGAGUGGCUGCUGGAUUUGGCACCUCGUGGCUAUUUCGACCCCCAGAAAAUCGCGGAGAAGUGCUCAGCACGUGGGAAGCUGGAAAAGCUCCUCAGGCGCUUUUCCCAGGAAGCCUGAGCCUUUUGGCAGCUCUUGCGAUGUUCACAGGCGCCGGGCUGGUUGGCUUUGGCAGUUUGGCUGCUCCGCCGACUGUUGCCCCGUGCGCCAGAUCACGUUUCACAACGGAGUGAGGUAUGUUGGCAGGAUAUGGCUCAUAGACUGGGCGGUAACUCUUGGCA